This is a messenger RNA of Microthlaspi erraticum, 522 nucleotides long. NCBI's taxonomy places the organism in Eukaryota, Viridiplantae, Streptophyta, Magnoliopsida, Brassicales, Brassicaceae. The record is from the annotation of a GenBank genome assembly.
AUGGCAGAAAGCAUGGACACGGACACGGAGAGCAGCCUCCAUACUGUAAAUUCGGAUACACGCGUCUUCUGGGACGUCGUGGAUUUCCCACUCCCUCUGGAUGGCGAUUUGGAUCACUUUUGUCUUAAAGUCGAGAGAGCUAUUAGUAAUGAACGUUUUGUUGGUGAGGUCGAAUUCUAUGCUUAUGGUGACGAAAUAAGUAAUCAAGAGAGGAUCGAGAUUCGCAGGGCCGGAAUCUGGCUCCAACAAGAAGGGGCUGAGAAACGUGAGAGGCUGAAUAGGAUGCUAUUGGACGUGCUUGAGUAUGCACACCACAAUCGUGAUCCAUAUGGUGCAAAUUUUCUCAUAGCUAUGAAAGACAUUCCAGAGAAGACACCAGGUCACCCUAUCUACGAGCCGUCUGAGUCAGAUUCUGAUGAGGAGGGAAACGCACAAGGUGCCAAGAAACGUCAGAAUGAGGAGGGAAGCUCACAAGGUGCCGAGAAACUUCAGAAGAUAACUGAUGAGGCCGGCGCUCAAUAG